AUGAUGAUGCGAUAUACUCAAAAGACUGAUUGGGUUGAUGGUGGAACUGUCUAUCAGGGUGUCGCAGCGGGAAUGGCGAUAGGGUCAAUGCAUUUUGACUCGGAGAAUAUUACGGUUGCCUUUCCUCAAGGUGGCCUUACAACACCAUUAGGAAACAACUUUACCAACAAUUCCAAAACGAUCGAACCAGCGAGCCCGACCUCGACGGCUGACUCUGACUCUCUAUUAGCUUGGAACUCGUCUCUUGAGGCGAUGGGCUCAUCUGUAGAUCGCUUCCAGUCUACAGAUCGCUCACGAAGGCAUAGUAUCUUUUACAUCGGAACCGAUAGGAAACUCGUUGAAGUUCAACUGUUGGAGAAAAGCUGGUCUAUGACGAGGGACAACUACGGAGAGAUGUGGCCUACUGCUGAUAAUCCAAGCUCUGGUAUAGCGGUAGCAUACUCUGAAGGCGAGAGUAAAGUAUGGAUAUACUAUUGGUCCAACAAGACCAUCGUCCAAGCAUACAGAAGCACUGGCUCUAGAUGGUCAGAUCCAAUAACUUUACGCGAAGAAGACGAUUCGAGAGAGGACUUACUACCGGAACUGAAUGAAUCUUCAGGCUUAAGCACAGGAGCCAAAGCUGGAAUCGGCGUUGGAGUUGGAGUCGGUGCUCUUGUUGCUGGCGCGUUGGGUUGGCUGUGGUUGAAGCGACGUAAUAAGAGAAAGGGAAGUGGUGGAAGUCCUGCAGAUUCUCACUCUACGGAGGCCAAGAAAGAUCCUGCAGAGAUAGAUGGUCAUGAAAGGCCAGCUGAGUUGGAAAACCAUAGAAGGCCGGCAGAGAUGGAUGGUCAUGGAAAGCCGGCAGAGUUGGCGGAUCGUCCUUCGGUGAUUCAUGAAUUACAAGGAUGA
Fusarium coffeatum is the source of this 888-nucleotide messenger RNA. RefSeq lists its product as uncharacterized. The transcript has 2 exons. Lineage: Eukaryota; Fungi; Ascomycota; Sordariomycetes; Hypocreales; Nectriaceae. Bases 1 to 888 code for a protein of 295 amino acids. The record is from RefSeq and is a predicted model, not a curated record.